AUGGCUUCAAUGGACGUAGAGGAUGACUUAUUGAGCUAUGUCGGGGAGAUGUUGGUGGUGGGGUUCAGCGGCACUACCGUAACGCCGGAGAUCACCGAGCUGAUCGAGCAGUACCAUGUCGGAAGUGUCCUCCUCUCGAAAAAGAACAUCAUAGAUGCGCAACAAGCCGCGACAUUGAUCCGUGAUCUCCAAUGUAUCGCUCGAGAUUCGGGACAUGAGCACCCAUUGAUGAUUGCCGUCGACCACGAAGGCGGCUUCUUAAACUUCACGGAGACGCAAUACCCAGGCGCCAUGUCCCUCGCUGCAACAUCCUCCCCACAGGUCGCCCGAGACGCCUCCAGCGGCGCCGCGAUGGAACUUCGCGCACUCGGCGUCAAUUGGAUUCUAGGCCCCGUCCUCGACGUUAACUCAGAUCAGCGGAAUGGAGGCUCCGGAGGUGGCAUCAUCGGAUCAAGAUCAUUCGGGGAUUCGGCCGAGAUCGUGGGUGAGUUCGGAGCGGCGUGUAUACAGGGCUACCACAACUCCGAAAUGGCGACCUGCGUAAAACAUUUCCCCGGAUACGGCUCCGUCGACGGCGCAGCAGGUGGUGACCACCGAACACUCUGCACCUCCUCCGACCUCCGACCUCCAUCCAUCGAUCCAUAUCGUCAAGCUAUCCUGGCGGGUGUGGACUCGGUCAUGGUAGCAGGCGGCACCUAUCCUGCCGUAACAGGCAACGACCUACCAGCCUUCACCUCCCCCCGACUCAUCCGCAACCUCCUCCGCGAGGACCUAGGCUUCACCGGCCUCAUCCUCUGCGAAUGCAUCGAACAAGGUCCGAUAGCCUUCACCGGUCUCGGGAAUAUCGCGAUCCGAGCGAUUAGUGCAGGAUGUGAUGCGCUAAUAGUAUGCUGCAAUUUCGAGAAACAGAAGGAGGGGAUUGAGGCGAUUGUUGAGGCGGUUGCGGAAGGGGUGUUGAGGGUUGAGAGGGUGAGGGAGAGUGUGAGGAGGAUGAGGGGGAUAAAGGAGCGGUUUACGAUUUGGGAAGAUGCGGUGCGGGAGGUUGAUAUUGGGAGGAUGGGACUGCGAGGGGGGUAUGGGGUACUUGCAAGGAGGGCUUAUGAGGGGUCUGUUACAGUUGUGAGGGAUCAGGGCGGGGCACUCCAACGGCUAAAACAGCUUGUGUCGGGGGUGCCAAUCGUGCCGAUUACGAUCGUAUCGCCGAUAGUCAUUCCCCUGUCAUCACCGCGGUCUUAUUCGGAGGAUUUUCGGACAUUUGGAAAAGCCGUGUCGAGGUAUUACUCAAAAGUCCGGCAUAUCCCAUACAACGCUCACGGUCUGGGGCAAGCACACGAAACACUCAUCCAGGGUUCUGCAGCGACGAUCGUCCUUGUCUCCAACAUCGAGCGAAAUCCUUGUCAAUCCAUGAUUACAAAGUACAUUCGACUCCUGGCUGGCGAUAAGCCGGUCGUUGUCGUGUCAGUUGCCACGCCAUACGAUUUUGCGUUCGAUACGUCAAUAUGUACCCUCGUCUGUAUCUAUGAUUAUUCGCAUAUGGCACAGGAGGUAUUGGCUGAUGCGCUGUUUGGGAAGGUAGUGCCGAAGGGUGUGAUCCCUAUCACUGCUCUCCGGAAUAAUCAUGGAGGACAAGUCACUUCUCCUCGCUCGCAAUCCUCGCCAGUGGAAGAUUGGAGUAAGAACGAUGAUACAGUCACGCUGGUCGAGCUGUGGAAAGAGUGCUUCCGUUCACCAGGGAUGCAGAUGGAUGCACCCACAUUGCUGUCAAUACUUGAUCGUCCCGCUCCGCUCGCACGUCAUUUUGUCGUCAGGAACUCGGCAACGAGGACGAUGACUGGGUUCAUCGCGACAUUUCUCACAAACGUGCGACAGGCGGAUGGUGCAUCGUGUUUGAUGGGUUCAAUCGGUGUCAUCCUCGUACACCCCGAGCAUCGCAAUAGUGGAAUUGGGAGUGCACUGUUGCAACACGCAGUCAUUCACCUGAGAGCGAACGCGGACAAGCGAUUCGGAUUGCAGUUUGGCAGCACGUUUCCUCGGCUUCUGCCAGGCAUUCCAUGUGACCUCGAUAUACGGGAUCAAGACUGGGUGCGGAGACGAGGGUGGAAUAUCGAGGAGGACGAGAUCCACGAUAUGCACAUGUCUCUCGACACUUGUUCUCCUUCAACGGAUUACAUCAAACAAGCAGGUGACGCGGGGGUAAUCUAUCAGACGUGCCGGGCGAAGCAAUACGCGCAACUCACAGAGUUCGUGCGAAGGGAGUUCUCGCACUUGCCAGGGUGGGUCCAUGCGUAUGAAACCUUGGCUCUGACGGAUGAUAUCACAGAUGCCGUCAUCGGAGUCGACUUGAAUGGGGAUAUCGUCUGUUCUGUUAUCGUCUACUCGAUGCUCGGAAGUAACCUACUCGUCUCAGACUUGCGUUGGCCAAUGUCUAUGAAUGAAAGAGUGGGUGGUAUGACGUGUUUGGGGACGACUAAAGAACAUCAGGCAUCUGCGGUGGGGUUAGGACUGGUUCAAGCUGCGGUUGGGGAGUUGAGAAAGAGGGAUCUGACGAAUUGCUAUGUUGAUUGGACGAGGUGUCCGAGGUGGUUUGGGAAGGUUGGGUUUACGAUUUGGCGGACGUAUCGGGAGGCAUGGACAAUCGUGGAAUAA
Messenger RNA from Saitoella complicata NRRL Y-17804, 2646 nucleotides. It is a transcript of the gene GH3, whose product is annotated as glycoside hydrolase. The record is from RefSeq and is a predicted model, not a curated record. Lineage: Eukaryota; Fungi; Ascomycota; Saitoellomycetes; Saitoellales; Saitoellaceae. Gene Ontology annotation, biological process: carbohydrate metabolic process; peptidoglycan turnover. The transcript has 3 exons. Gene Ontology annotation, molecular function: hydrolase activity, hydrolyzing O-glycosyl compounds; acyltransferase activity, transferring groups other than amino-acyl groups. The coding region runs from base 1 to 2646 and encodes 881 amino acids.